CGUGAAUUCAAGUGCACGUCUUGGCCAUGCAGCUUCCUUGACAGAUCUGCAGACACCAAACCGCAGGCUGAUCAGUUGUCGACAUCCCAUCGACUUGUUCUUGCCCACCAACGACUCGAAAUACUCCUCGAUUGCGCUGAUCACUUGUCACACCUCAUCCGCUUUAUCAUUCAACUUCUAUCGUGUCGAAAAUGCCUCUCUGUGUCCCCAGACCUUGAUCUUGAAAACCGCCAAACUUGCCUCCAUCUUGCACAUUUAGCCACACCUGGGCCGCCACUUGACCACCAGCGACCCUGACCAUGGCUUCUCGACCAGACCAAUCUCCUUCGCCUCCUCAAGAUCUUUCUGGAUCUCAGUUGACGAUUCCCUCCGAUUCAGAACCAUAUUCCUCGCUGUCACCGCCUUCAUCGUCUCCUCCACAAUCUUCGGACAACAAUGGAGGGCAGCCUGUGGUCAUAUAUCAACCUCCUACGGUCUGGGGUAUUCUGAGAGGAGCUGCAAUUAAUCUGCUGCUUCCGUUUGUCAAUGGCAUGAUGUUGGGCUUCGGAGAGUUGUUAGCCCAUGAGUUUGCAUUCCGUCUGGGGUGGAGAGAAACAAAUGUUUGGCCACGUCAUCGAAACGCGCACUCGAUUGGUCCGGGAGUUGAAGUGAGAGACGACCCGGUGGAGCGAAGACGAAGAAAUCGAGGGUCGUUGGACAAAGAUGUCAACGAUGCUGCGUCUCUAGAGUAAAAGAAAAAGGACGUCGUAUACGGCGAUUCAUUCCCAUUCUCAAGAAAAUAAUUUGCACGUCGAGCAAAAGGCAUUUCCUGGUCAUGUACAUAUAACGACAGCACAAAGAUUGAGCGACUCUCCUGACCAGUGUUGUUCGAAGGUAAAAAGCACUCGGGUGGAAGGAGCCCUCAGUCAGGUAACCAACAAUCGAGGUAACUACCUACAGUCUCUCUGGCCAUUCUCCCGUUCUGACUGAGGCAA
Molecule: messenger RNA, 974 nt
Organism: Exophiala mesophila
Lineage: Eukaryota; Fungi; Ascomycota; Eurotiomycetes; Chaetothyriales; Herpotrichiellaceae
Exons: 2
Coding region: 300-731 (143 amino acids)
Biological process (GO): protein insertion into mitochondrial outer membrane; mitochondrial outer membrane translocase complex assembly
Cellular component (GO): mitochondrial outer membrane
Source: RefSeq, a predicted model, not a curated record